Messenger RNA from Fusarium vanettenii 77-13-4, 1113 nucleotides. RefSeq lists its product as uncharacterized. Gene Ontology annotation, biological process: endosome transport via multivesicular body sorting pathway. The record is from RefSeq and is a predicted model, not a curated record. Gene Ontology annotation, cellular component: fungal-type vacuole membrane; fungal-type vacuole lumen. The coding region runs from base 96 to 578 and encodes 160 amino acids. The transcript is spliced from 2 exons. Gene Ontology annotation, molecular function: ubiquitin protein ligase binding. NCBI's taxonomy places the organism in Eukaryota, Fungi, Ascomycota, Sordariomycetes, Hypocreales, Nectriaceae.
GCGCGAUAAUUCAACCUCUAAAGAACAUCCGUUUUCCUUUGAGAUUUUUCAUUGUCUAGAUUCCCUCUAGAGCUUUACCUUUCUCCUCUACAGCCAUGUGCUCCGCCGACAUCUUCCUCGCUUUCCUCGCCGUCCUCUUCCCCCCACUGCCUGUCUGGGUCAAGUGCGGAAUCUGCAGCGCAGACUCUCUCAUCAACAUUCUGCUCUGCGUCCUCGGAUACAUCCCAGGUCUCCUCCACGCCUGGUACAUCAUUGCCAAAUUCCCCGAGCCGCCCUACGAGUACGAGGCCGUCCCGAAUGAUCGCGAGGGCGGUCGUGUUACCUACGUCUACGUCCAAUGCCCACAAGGCCAACACCAGACUCAGAACCAGCAGCCCAAGCUUCAGCCUCAACCCCAGAACGGUGGCAACAACAUGAACUACGGCACGCAGAACGCCUCCGCCUCGAGCCAGGCUCGACCUGCCCCUCAGCAGCAGGGUGCCACAGAUGCUGGCGAGGGCAGCUCUGAUAAUCACGGAGUCCCCCCUUCAUACGCCGAGGUCGUCGCUGGGGACCACAAGGUUCAGUCGAGGGAUUAGAUGCUCAACUGGAUAUCGAAUUGAACGGGUUGACGGGGUGACUUGCAAAGCCCGUCUCUGUCACCACCCAAGGAACUUGAGCUGCUUUUGCAGACCAGCCCUCAACAAUCAAGCGGGUCCUCAACCAAGGACCUCAGGUGAGAUGGCCGAGUUGGUUAUGGCGCCAGGUUAAGGUCACCUUAACAACCUACAAUUCCUGGUGGAGCAAUCCUCCUGGGUUCGAGUCCCAGUCUCAUCAGAUCAUUUCUUUUUUUGCGUCUCUCCACGAUUUUUGUUUCGGUUGCAAGUUUUGUGGGAGUGGGUGGCAACCUUGUUGUGUAAGAAUUGUGUGGUUGUGGGAACGGAAAUGAUGCCUACGAACACAGAAGUCUCUUUUUUUCCCUCGACGGAGGGGAAUUAUAAUCGGAGUUUAGGGGCAUGAAUCUUGUGUUUUGCACUGGAGGAUAUAAGGACUGUUGGCGUUGGACGAAGCAUGUGUACCUUUCGCAUAGUUUAUUGUGCCCAGACUUAAAUUCCAUUGAUUUAAAAUCUUGGU